Messenger RNA from Exophiala spinifera, 1068 nucleotides. RefSeq lists its product as uncharacterized. Gene Ontology annotation, cellular component: mitochondrion. The record is from RefSeq and is a predicted model, not a curated record. The transcript has 4 exons. The coding region runs from base 1 to 1068 and encodes 355 amino acids. Gene Ontology annotation, molecular function: methylmalonyl-CoA epimerase activity. Gene Ontology annotation, biological process: L-methylmalonyl-CoA metabolic process. Lineage: Eukaryota; Fungi; Ascomycota; Eurotiomycetes; Chaetothyriales; Herpotrichiellaceae.
AUGUCGACGAGCAAAGUUCGAGUGAUCCGACUCGCCCACGUCGUCUAUCAACAUCCAGAUCUCGACCGAGCGCUCAAGUUCCUAUUCGACUUUGGAUUGGUGGAGGAGCACCGGACAGAUACUCGCGUGUAUCUGCGCGGCUACGGCGUGCAACCUUUCAUCUAUGUCGCCGAAAAGUCUCCCGACUCGAAGAGACAUUUCCUAGGCGGCUUCUGGGCUGUGGAGAGCGAAGAGGAAUUUAAGAAGGCGGCGUCGAAACCAAACGCUUCAUCUGUCCAGAACAUCGAUGGUCCCGGUGGAGGCAAAUUCGUCACCAUCGACGACCCCCAUGGCUUCAAAGUCGGCUUUGUGUACGGCCAGAAACUGAGAAAGGCCGAUCGGCCACCACCUCUGGAGAAGACGGAGCCUGUGUUCAACGGCGCAGAAGAGAAACCUAGACUGGGAGCCUGGCGUAGAUUCCAGCGUGGUGCCAGCCCGGUCCACAAACUAGGACAUUACGGCUUCAUGGUCCCCGCAAGCACCUUCGAAAGCUCAAGGGACUGGUAUACCGAUCUUAUGAACCUCAAGGCUUCAGACGCAGUCUUCGAUCCAAGGACAGGAAAAGAUGAGACUUGUUUCCUGCAUAUUGAUCUUGGAUCUGAAUAUACCGAUCAUCAUAGCAUAUUCUUCGCCGCUGCUCCUGAAGAGGCACCUGCCCAUGUCCAUCAUUCCAGUUACGAGGUAGACAAUUUCGACACCGAGACCAUUGGCCACGACUGGCUCAGAAGCAAAGGGUGGACAAAUUGUUGGGGCAUUGGUCGCCAUGUCCUAGGGAGUCAGAUUUUUGACUAUUGGUUCGACGGCUCAGGAAACAUCGUCGAGCACUAUUCCGAUGGAGACCUGGUGAAUGAGGACACCCUCAUGACCAGAAAUCCAGCUGCACCCGACACGCUACAUGUCUGGGGCCCAAAUAUCCCACUGGCAUUCGCUACCGGUCGAAUCGAGGAUGCAGGCAAAGAGCUGCCCAUGCCCCCAGACGUGUUGGAAGGGAGACCGGCGAAAUUGCCCUUGCCCGUCGUGGCUUCUUGA